AUGGUAGAGGACGGUAUCGCUAGCGAAGCCACGAGGAAAAAAAUAUCCAAAGACGACGCCGCAAACGACGAUGCGGAUGCUACCGCAUUGUUCGGAGUGUUCGGAACAAAACAGAGGAUCCGGAUCAACAAAAUCCUCAAAGAUCACGGGCUCUAUGCUGUGAAAUUUCGAGCUCACUUAAUCAUACGAAUUUUAUCCUGGAGAAUGUCGAUCUAGAGCCCAUUAGAUUGUUAAAUAAUCAAGCUUACCUAACUUAAGAUGGCACCCGCAUUAAAUGGGCUCAAGACUUUUCAUCAUUACAGAAUUUUGUUAAAAACGUCGCUGGACUAAGCGGUGAAUGGGAGUCGCCCGGCGGUAGAGCAAAACGAUUUAAUGACUCGAAUCUCGAUUUUGUUAUGACCUGGGAUCUGGGAAAGCGAAACUCUUUGAUAUUCCACGGUAAAGAAGGCGAAUCAUUCAAGAAAUUUCUGGUGCGUAUUUUACAAACAAACUCUACAAGUCAAAUAGACGCUAUCACGGAUGGAGUAUUAAAUACAACAACCAAAACACCCCUUGAACCUAAUCUUUUGUCGGGUGAUUUAGACGAAACUGCCAACAAUACUAGCACUUAUAUCAAUUCAUCUGUAUAUAAUGGUUAUUGCUGUGAAAGCAGAAUCGAUAGUAAGGUUUUGAAGGAUAUUAAAUCGGACGUCGCGGCUUUACAAACACAAAUGAACUCUGUCAAUGCAAUCAUAGUCUCCACUAACGCAAUUAUUGGGCCCAUGAGUGCUAUUCUGAUACCUUCAGGUCCCGAGAGUGGCCGCGUACCUUAUGAUCUUAGACUGGAAACGUUUCUCCAAGAGUUUUCCGUAAUUUUAAAAGAGAAGAACAAGACUAUUACAAAUCUUCAGGAGAAGUUAAUUCAAGUCGAAAACGAACGUGAUUUAUUGAAAUUUGCAUCUCAAAAUCUGGACAAAAACACACUAGCCAAAUCUAUAAUUAAUGAGCCCCUUAAACAAAAAAGCAAUCAAAGCAACGGAAAUGCUAAUUUAGACAUAAAUAUACAAAGUGCCGACUUAAACAAAGAAAACAAUAGAUCAUUGUACAUCCCCUUGCCUGUAACACCUCCCAAUGGUGUGCUUUUAAAAUCAGUAAAUAACUUAACUGAUAGCAUGUCCGAUGAGUCGUUCAAGCCAAGAAACCACAACAAGCUUUCCGAAAUCCUAAUUAAUAAGCAUCCUAAACAAAGGACAAGCCAAGACGUAGAAAGUAUCCAACCCAGUGGUAAAUUAUCUACACCGAAUACAAAAAUUAAUUUUGUUGACAAACAUAAUCGUCAUAAGAUAGCACAUGACAAGGCCGAAUACGUUCCUUUAGAGAAACGUAAGAAAAAUCCUUUUCGGAAACAUUAUUUCCGAUACAAACCACCUCUCCUUCGCCGACCGACCAAAGAUUGGCUAAACCACUUAAACCUUGUCCACAUAAUAACCACGGACAGCCCCCACAAGAACCGGUUUUUGAAUAAAAAAAACCUCCACAACGGCCAUCACCAGUUCGAAUCACGAACAGACUUCCAAAGAAAACGUAUCACUUUUCUCCCCCUUGUCGGGGCGGUACGGUAUUGA
Paramuricea clavata is the source of this 1604-nucleotide messenger RNA. The record is from the annotation of a GenBank genome assembly. NCBI's taxonomy places the organism in Eukaryota, Metazoa, Cnidaria, Anthozoa, Malacalcyonacea, Plexauridae.